Molecule: messenger RNA, 935 nt
Organism: Spinacia oleracea (spinach)
Lineage: Eukaryota; Viridiplantae; Streptophyta; Magnoliopsida; Caryophyllales; Amaranthaceae
Product: tetraspanin-19
Exons: 5
Coding region: 53-787 (244 amino acids)
Cellular component (GO): membrane
Source: RefSeq, a predicted model, not a curated record
AUAAUAUAUAUAGGAUACCACCAAAAAACCUUUAGCUAGCUCAUUGAUUAAAAUGUCAACCGUAAAGUACCCUAGACUACUUACCAUGGACAAAGCUGCCGAGAACUGCAUCAAAACAACACUUAAGCUCGCAAAUUCGAUCAUGGCGAUAGCCGGUAUCGCGAUUCUUAUGUAUUCUGUGUGGAUGAUAGUUGUAUGCCUACGCGAAUAUUAUAAAUAUCCUUUCUCAUGGUUUUUAUGGGGUUCUAUUGGAACUGGAAUCAUAUUUUGUUUCUUAGCAUGCAUUGGGCAUAUUGCAGCUUCUACUAAGAACAACCAUUUGCUUUCUUCGUAUAUUGUGUUUAUGUUCCUGGUUAUUUUGGUGGAGUGUUUGAUCACAGCAGAUAUAUGCCUAAAUGACGACUGGGAUAAGGACUUCCCUAAGGAUCACACAAAAAGGUUUAACCACUUCAUGCAUUUUGUGGAUAACAACAUCGACAACUUCAGAUGUUUAUGUGUGCUGAUAGCAUUCUCCCAGGGAAUUUCAUUCUUCCUAGCCAUGGUACUUCGAACAAUGCACCCCAAUCCACGGCGGAGUAUUGAAGAUGAGGAAGCCAAACAUCCUUUCUUAGAUCAUAACAGUCAACCUCCUUCACCUCUACCUUAUGCUCUUGGUCACCCUGAUCCAUAUUAUUAUCCAUCACCACCACCCUAUGUCCAUGGUUAUGGCUACACACCCGAUGUACCCGUGAUCGACAAGGGCGAACACGUAGCUCCUACUCUAAAAGCUCCUUCUAAGGAUUGUUAAUGGAACUACACUUCCACAUGUGAUUUAUGUGAAUUUUGCAAUAUUUAUUCUAGUUAUUAUUUGUUAAAAGUAUAUGUAGUACUUGCUCGGAGUAUUAAUGUAUUAUUGUUGUCGUUUGAUCUUGUUAUAAAAUACAUAAUCGGGUACA